AUGAAAAAUAAGCGGGCUACUAUUGAGGAGCCCAGUGUUAUUGAACAUGUUCCCAAAGGUGAUGAAGUGCCGGAAGGCGGGAAAGUGGUAGAAGAGGUUCCCAAAUCUUUAAAGCCUAUUCCUAAACCUCCUCCUCCAUUUCCUCAAAGAUUGGCUAAGAAAGCGGAUGAUGAAAAAUUUCUUAAGUUCAUAGAGAAAUUGAAACAACUUUCAAUUAACAUCCCAUUGGUGGAAGCACUUGAAUUAAGGCUCGGGUAUACGAAAUUCAUGAAAGAUCUUGUAACCAAGCGGAGGCAUUCGAGUUUUGAAACAAUGGGAGGUCCACAUCAUUGUAGCUCUAUUGUAACAAAAGCUUUGGUUCAAAAUAAAGAAGACCCAGGAGGUUUCGCCAUUCCUACCACAAUUGGGAUGUACAAAUUUGCAAAAGCCUUAUGUGAUCUUGGAGCAUGCAUCAACUUGAUGCCUCUUUCUAUCUUUAACAACUUAGGUUUGGGUACUCCCCGACCUAUAACUAUGAGGUUGCUAAUGGCGGAUAGAAACGUAAAGAAACGGCCUUUCUUAGCUACGGGGCCCGCUCUUGUAGAUGUGAAUAGGGGUGAUUUAAAAUUUAUAAUGAAUGAUGAAGAGAUCACUUUUCAUAUUUUCAAAUCGAUGAGACAACCGACAGAUAUGAGUGUCGUGUCAGUUAUUGAUACAAUUAAUGAAGCCAUGGAGACAACUGUUGAGCAUGAAUAUGUGGGUGAGAUGUUAGCGGCGAUGAUAAUGAACUAUGAGGAGGAAAAUGAAGAUGAAUUUGAGGAAACAGUUAAUGCAAUGAUGGGGUUGGGUACAUACAAAUACAACCCCAAAAAAGCUUGA
This is a messenger RNA of Lycium barbarum (goji berry), 858 nucleotides long. RefSeq lists its product as uncharacterized. Bases 1 to 858 code for a protein of 285 amino acids. The record is from RefSeq and is a predicted model, not a curated record. Lineage: Eukaryota; Viridiplantae; Streptophyta; Magnoliopsida; Solanales; Solanaceae. The transcript has 2 exons.